This is a messenger RNA of Ceratosolen solmsi marchali, 2502 nucleotides long. RefSeq names its product protein SPT2 homolog. Gene Ontology annotation, molecular function: DNA binding; histone binding. Gene Ontology annotation, biological process: nucleosome assembly; transcription by RNA polymerase I. Bases 531 to 2498 code for a protein of 655 amino acids. Gene Ontology annotation, cellular component: nucleolus. NCBI's taxonomy places the organism in Eukaryota, Metazoa, Arthropoda, Insecta, Hymenoptera, Agaonidae. The record is from RefSeq and is a predicted model, not a curated record. The transcript has 6 exons.
ACAGUAGUAGAGUUCGCUCGGAGGAGAAAGGUUAACUUGGGCGAGUAAAAGCGUAGAGGCAGGAAAAAAAUUGUCCUAUAGAGGCCGAGUUAACGACUCGUAAGAUUCCGAUGUGCAUGGUGAGACAAACACUUUCCGACGUUGAAUUUUAAUAAAACCGAAAGGAUAAUCUCACCAUCUUGAUCGCUCACGUCUUAACAAUCAUAAUUCGCGAGCAGAAGGUAAAAUAACCUUGCGAUCUUUUGCUUGCCUUAUGUACAGAUUUUUACGCGCACUUGGCUAUUAGCAUAUAUAGUGGAAUGCCACGAGUGCAGAGCAGACGCCAGAAAUGAUAAUUUCCAUACGUUAGAUGCUCUUUAUGUUAUAAUUAUAAUUACGAAAUAAUCAUAGGAAUGUAAAUGUCAAUUUUAUGCAGGAAAAGCAUGAGAGAGCGAGAUACUCUAUAUACUACAAAGCUCACCUUCAUCCCGCAUAUGUGAUUAUUGAUAAAGCCAAGUGUACAGUGCUGUUGCUGUGCUCUUAUUGAAAAUAUGGAUUUCGGUACGUUGUUGAGUGUCGCUCAGAAGAAUGAGCUGAGACAAUCGUCGAAGGCGUGCUACCAGACGAAAUUCACGCCUCCCAAGAAGGAAUCCAAGCAGUCAAAGUCGCUGUCAGAUAAUAUAAAAAAGUUUUUAGCUAGAAAGGAAGAGGAGGAGCGACGUAAGGUUCUUGAAGAAAAGAAGAAGAAGGAGAAUCUCUUGGCUUUGCGGGACCAUAAGGCACAGAGUCGCAUUAAUAAGCAUUUAAAGGUCUGUAAAGCAGCUAAUAAGUCAGUCUUAGCCGAUGCCAUAGAUAAUGAAAACACAGCUGUUACAAUCGCAGGACCCUCGCAAUGCGACGAAGACGAUUACGGAUACGUCUCACAGGAGGCUUCCGCAUUUUACAAUAAGCUAAUGAAUAAAUAUAGUAGUCUACCUCCUGAAAAACCUUUAUUCAGUAAUGACGGUAAAAAAACUGUAAAAGACAUAGCGUCUACAAAAGAUAGGGUUAGACAAGCAUUAAAACAGCAGGAAAUAGAAGAAUCUCUUCCACAUAGGCGAAAAAGAAAAUGCAAAGAAUCUGAAGUCGAUAAUAAACGUAUGAGAGACAUCGAUGAUUUUGAUAGAUAUAAGGAUAAAGAUGGGGAGAAGGAUAGAGAAAGAGAUAAGGAAUUGGAAAAUGAAGAAAAGCCGCGACCGAAGAAAAAAUCAAUGCCUCCACCGAUUGACUUUUCAGACCUCCUCAAAUUAGCAGAAAAGAAACAAUAUGAGCCCAUAAAAAUUGAACCAAAACCAAAACCAAAAGAGGAGCCCGAACGAUUAAUGACAAAAAAGCAAAUGAAGGAAUAUGCAAAAGAAAAGGAUUGGCGAGAAAAGAAAGAACAACGCAUUAGAAAUCCAGAAGCUGCGAAAUCAGCACAAUCUACAAACGAUAGCAAUAAAAUCGUUAAACCCACUUUAACAAAGUGUUCAAAAUUAAGCAGUGCCAAAUCAACGAAUGAUGUCAAUCAUGAAAAGACUGUCAAAUCAUUGCCAACUAUUGUUAAAAAAUCAGUAGAUCGUCCUGUCGAGAAAAAUUAUAAUUUAAAUAGACCCGCCGAAAGAAACAAUAUAGUGCAUAAAUCCACGGAAAAAAGUACUACGAUUAAUAAAACAAUGGAGAGAAGUAACAAUGCGAGUAAGUCUAUAGAGAAAACUAAUAGUGUAAAUAAAAGUCUGGUAUCAAAAAUGUCAGAAAAGGAUGUUAUUGCACAAGAGCGUAGAAAAUUGGAAGAAGAGAAACGGCAAUUGGCAGAAAUGCGACGUAGCAUUGAAGAGGAAAAGAAAAAAUUGCUUAUGAAUAAAACGAAAAAAAUUGAAGAAAACAAAGCUAACGAUUCGCCAUCACAUAAAUCAAUGGGAAGCAAAAUUAAAGAUCCCGUAAAGCCAUCGUCUUCCCUACCUAAAAAUGUUCUGCCAAAGCAAGGUUUAACAAACAAUGUUAAAUCUAAAUUAUCGCCAUCUGACGUUAAAGCAAGACAGUUCCCACCCGCGGAUACGAAAUCAAAACAAUUUCCUCCAUCAGACGUAAAAUCAAAACAAUUUCCUCCUUCCGAUGUGAAACCAAGGCAAUUUCCUCCUCCAGACGUUAGAUCCUCCAAACCUGAUUCAUCUAAACAUCUAAAAGUAUCUAAAGGGCGUAUUUACGAUGAAGAUGAUGACGAAUAUGAUUCGGACUUUGAUGAUUUCAUCGAUGAUGGACCGGUGGAUGACUGUGAAGAUUACAGUAAAUACAUCAGUCAAAUAUUCGGUUACGAUAAAAACAAAUAUAGGCAAGAAGACGACGAAGAUGAUGUCGGCAUGGAAAGUAACUUUGCUCAACAGCUAAAAGAAGAAUUUGUGUCUACAAAAAUAGGUAUAAUGGAAGACCUGGAAGACAUUCGCCAAGAAGCUUAUGAAAAGAAAAGGAAAGCACUUUUGAAAAAAAAUCGCAAAAUGUAACGUG